Strongylocentrotus purpuratus (purple sea urchin) is the source of this 8637-nucleotide messenger RNA. RefSeq lists its product as uncharacterized. Gene Ontology annotation, biological process: DNA integration. The transcript is spliced from 2 exons. Gene Ontology annotation, molecular function: nucleic acid binding; zinc ion binding. The record is from RefSeq and is a predicted model, not a curated record. NCBI's taxonomy places the organism in Eukaryota, Metazoa, Echinodermata, Echinoidea, Camarodonta, Strongylocentrotidae. Bases 558 to 6362 code for a protein of 1934 amino acids.
GUAAGGAUCAAGAUAUAAGAAGCCAAAUUUAGUUUUUGUUUUGAGGAUACCGUAGGUUGACUGGAAUUGUUGUACAAACGUAGCUAGGCUUGUCACAUGGAAACUACAGAUAUGAUAUGAUGUGGGCACGGAUUCAAGGAAGGAAAACUUUGUUUUACCUACUAAACUACUACUAUUAUUGCUACUUUGUACAUUCCGGUGUAUGGAAUUGAUGGGAGUUCAGUUGAGUGUUAAUAAACAAAGAACCAUGAAAUUACCACAUUGUCUCAAGGAUCAUAUGUAGAUAUCUCUACAUUAGUAAAACAAAGUCGAUUCUUCAACGGAUACUGCAUGGAUGAAGGAAUUCGACACGGCAAAGCCCCCGGGCGUGAUACUCGCGAACACCGCACAAGUACUAAAGUCUGACGUGACGUGACACAGUGAGUAAUUCAAUGAAAUGAAACUCAGAAGUGAAAUCGGCUGAAUGAAAUGAAACUUUGAAGUGAAAUCGGCUAGACUCUAUAGCUCUACACGUUACUGCUGAUUUGAAAGGAAUGUUUAUCAAGUAAAUUGCAAUUAUGCUGGAUGGGAAUACUACUCCCAAAUCCCCAGGUGGGAAAGAUAAGGAACUGAGCAAUGCCAAUGGCAAUGAUAUCGAUCAUGUCGUGAAAGAUAAGGAACUGAGCAAUGCCAGUGGCAAUGAUAUUGAUCAUGUUGAUGAUAAGGAGAGUGGUGCAACAAGGAGCUUUACUAGAGAAAGAGAUCUAGAGAAUGGGAAAGAAGAUCAAGAUGACUCAGAAUCCACAUUGUCAUUAUGUGGAUCAUCGGCCUCUUCUGCCAGUACUGCAAAGAGGAGAGAAAGAGAGAGAAAGAAGGAAAGACAACUUAAAGCAAAGUUGAUAGCCUUACAUCAAACGAGUGAACUUGAGAAGAAACUGAGAACACUUCAAAAACAACAUGAAAUGGAACAAGCCGGACAAGAAAUACGAAUUGCAAAAGAAAAGGCUGAGAAUUUGAGAAAGAGUCAGCUUUUGAAGGAUGAAGAAGCGGAGAUUGAAAGACAAAAGACUGCUAUUCUCUUGCAAGCAGAAUUGAAGCUUCUACAACAAGACUCAGAGGAAGAGCUACAGAAAUGGAAAGUGGAAGGUGAUUCUUUCCGUGAUCGUGGACAAGAACGAGAACGAGUUAGAGGUGAUUUUGUCGGUGAUCAUGGACAAGAACGAGAUCAAGUUAGAGGUGAUUUUGUCGGUGGUCGUAGACAAGAACAAGAACAAGCCUUUCGCAAGGAACCUGUGAGCAAUGAAGAAGGAGCCACCAAACAGAUGCUUAGGGAGAUGAUUAGAUUCACUGCAGAAAACAGUCUACCAUCGCCAGAUCUCGAGCCGUUCAAUGGGGAUCCACUUGAUUACCUUACCUUUAUAAGGAAUUUUGAAUAUGUGGUUGAAAAGAGAACUGAUGAACCUUUCAGAAGACUAGAGCUUCUACUAAAAUACACACGAGGAGAAGCGCAUGAGCUUAUUCGAGAAUGCCCCCACAUACAACCAAGUAAGAGGGCAUAUGAGACUGCCAAGUCCAUGCUACACAGAGACUAUGGAAAGCAGAGUAACAUAAUAAAUGCAUACAAGGAAUGGGCAAUUGCCUGGGAGCAGAUACGAUCAGGAGAUAGGCAAGGAUUGCGAAAAUUCGCAAUAUACCUCAAUAAUUGCUCACAUGUUAGAGCAGCAGGGGACUUAGGAGGCAUGGAUAGUGCAAGUUUUCUGAGAGUUCUGGCAAGCAAACUACCCUUGUAUCUCCAACAGAAGUGGAUCUCACGAGUAGGCCUGACUCGUGAUAUUGCCAAUAGGAAUCCCACCCUGGACGACCUUGCACAGUUCGUCAUACAGACUGAAAGAAACAUUAACGAUCCCAUGGUACAGGGAUUGGGAUAUCAGAGGACUGAGAAAAAUGCUUCCUACAAUAAAGAUGAGAAAGAAAAACUACAAAAAUCAAGAAGCACAAAGGCAUUUGGUACAGCUACACAACAGGAUAGGGAGCAGAAGGACAAGAGGGAUCCAAGUUGUACUUUCUGUGGCACCAACUCAAGGCAUGUUAUUGACGAGUGCCGAAAAUUUGAAGCCUUGACAGUUGAAGAAAGAUCAGAGCAAUGUAAAAGGAAAGGCCUCUGCUUCCGAUGCCUGAAACCAAAACAUCUGAAAAAGGAAUGCAAGAGUAAGAUCAAGUGUGAUGUCUGCGACAGGAUGCACAACACUCUAAUGCAUGAUCCCAGGUGGAUGAAAGACGGAGAAGGAAAUACAAGGAAAACCACCAAUGAUGCUUCAACAUCUACCGAUGUGCAAAGUGAAGCUGGAAAGAUCUCUUCAGGGUCUACCAAUGUGAAGAAAAGUGUUGGAGGAAAACCCCAGACAUCGACAUGCAUGACGAUAGUUCCAGUCAUCGUGAAGCACAAAGGAAAUGACAGAUGCAUAUCAACUUAUGCAUUCAUAGAUAAUGGAUGCGGAACAGUCUUCUGUGACACAGAACUUACCCAAAGGCUGCAUGCAAGAACUAGGAAAACCAAGCUAAUAGUCAAGACAUUGAAUCUUGAAGAAGUGAUAGAUACAGAAGUCACUGUAGAUGAGCUGCAGAUCGCAGGAGUAAAGGAGAAGGAAUUCAUCAAUCUUCCGCCCAUCUAUGUCAAAGAUGGUAUACCAGUGACAGUUUCAGAUGCUCCAACUCAAAAUGAUCUGAAACGAUGGAAACAUCUGAAGGACAUAGAAUUGCCAGAAAUAAGUAACAGCAACUCUAUUCCAAGGGUAACUCUCAUGAUUGGAGCCAACGUUCCGUCAGCAUCGAUGCCUCUAGAAAUUAAAGCUGGUGACAUCGAAGAACCAUAUGCUAUCCGCUCAAGGCUAGGUUGGCUCGUGUAUGGUAUACAAGCUCAAGAGCAAGCAGAUAUUCACAAAGUCUGUUUUUGUAAACAGGAAGAAGUUUCCAUCAUUCCUAGACAAGAGGAAUUAGAACGGAAAUUCAAAGACUUCUGCAAUAUGGAAUUUACAGAGAGACUAAGUGAUCACAGAGAGGGCCUGUCAGUUGACGACAAGAAUUUCUUGGACAUAAUGGAGAAAUCUAUCACUAAGAAAGACAAUCAUUAUCAGAUGGAUCUGCCCUUAAAGCAGAGAGAUGUGGCUAUGCCUAACAACAAGGACCAAGCUGAAAGAUUUCUGGAAAGACAAGGACAGAAGUUAUCAAAGAACAAGGAAAUCCAUGAACAGUACACCACAUUCAUGAAUGAUCUGGAAAAGCAAGGCUAUGCAGAGAAGGUUCCAGAAGCAGACUUGGACAGACAUGAUGGGAAGGUAUGGUAUAUCCCUCACCAUGGGGUGUAUCAUCCCCAAAAGCCAGGAAAGAUUAGAGUAGUCUUCAAUUGUCCUAUCAGCUACAAAGGAAAGUCUCUUAAUCAGGAACUCCUACAAGGACCAGAUCUAACCAACAGAUUGCUUGGUGUUCUCCUCAGAUGGAGGAAAGAGAAAGUGGCUAUAAUGGCAGAUAUACAGUCUAUGUUCUAUCAGGUGAAAGUUACACCAGACCAAUGCGACAUGCUGCGUUACUUGUGGUGGCCUGAGGGGGAUAUCACCAAAGAGCCAGUAGCCUACAGAAUGCUAGUCCAUCUUUUUGGGGCUACAUCUUCUCCCAGUUGUUCGAAUUAUGCCCUGAAAAGAACAGCAAAGGACAAUGAAGGUUGUGCAAAGGAAGAAGUCCUAGAUGCCAUACAGAAAGACUUUUACGUUGAUGAUUUUCUGAAGUCAGUGUCAACACCCCAAGAAGGCAUUGAUCUAGCUGAAUCAUUAAGACAAGUGUUGUCCAAGGGAGGCUUCAAGUUAACCAAAUGGUCAAGCAACAGACGAGAGGUCUUGGAUUCCAUUCCAAAGGAGGAACAUGCCGUUGAAUUGAAGGAUUUGGACUUACAAAGGGAAGUUCUUCCAACUGAACGAGCUCUUGGUGUGAGAUGGGAUCCAGAAAAUGACCAGUUAGGCUUCAAAUUGAAAGAAAUGUCAAGAAAGGCUACUCGUCGAAACAUCCUAUCAGUAAUGAGCUCAGUCUAUGAUCCCUUCGGGCUAGCAGCACCAUUCGUUCUGAAGGCUAAGAUAAUUCUGCAAGAAUUGUGCCAAGCUAAAUUGGACUGGGACCAGUCAAUCCCUGAAAAGCAGAAAAUGGAAUGGGAACAUUGGAUGAAUGAGCUACAAAAUCUUGACCAGGUGAAGACUGAAAGAUGUCUAAAACCAAAGAACUUUGGUAUAGUAACAAACAGACAGCUGCACCACUUUGCCGAUGCUAGCAUGGAUGGCUAUGGUGUUGUGACCUACUUGAGACAGACAGAUGAGAAUGAAGAGGUUCAUGUGGCAUUUUUGACAGCUAAAGCCAGGGUUGCCCCACUGAAGCCUCACACUAUUGUGAAGAUGGAGUUAACUGCUGCAACACUCGCAGUAAAGCAAGACAGUAUGAUCAAGAGGGAAAUGAAUAUGGAGUUGGAUGAGACAGUAUUUUGGACGGACAGUCAAACAGUUCUGAAAUACAUUGCCAACGAAACUGCCAGAUAUCCAGUAUUUGUGACAAACAGACUGAGUAUCAUCCGAGAUGGAUCAGAGACAAAUCAGUGGAAGUACAUUCCUACCAAGUUAAACCCGGCAGAUCAUGCAUCCAGGGGAUUGGAUGCCAGUGAACUAACCAAGAAGAAGGAAUGGUUUGAAGGCCCAGAAUUCCUAAAGCGGUCUGAAGAAAUAUGGCCAUCUGAGGGUGUGAAAGCUCCAGCAAGAAUGGAGAAAGCUGAUGAUACUAUGUCAGGAGAUUUGGAUGAGACUCACAUUCAUGCCACAAUGAUAAACAAGGAGGAUCCAAUAAGUGCACUCCUGUCGCAUUAUUCUGAUUGGGAUAAGCUGAAACGAGGAGUUGCCUGGAUAUUGAAGUUCAAGAAAAUGCUACAAGGAAAGAGGAAAGGAAUAGAUGGCAAUUCCAGUGAAAUGUUCAGCCUGUCAAAUAAGGACAUUGAAGAUGCCGAAGUCGCAAUUGUUAAACAAUUGCAACUUGAAUCAUUCCCAGAGGAAAUGAAACGACUGGCUGGUCACGGAGAAGAGAAAGGAGUACCAAAACGCUCUACCCUUAGUAACCUUGAUCCAGAAUUGAGCAAUGGGUUACUUCAAGUAGGUGGAAGGUUGCAGAAUGCCCAGAUUCCAAGCAGUGCUAAACAUCAAUACAUCCUACCAAAGAAGCAUCAUGUAACCACUCUUUUAAUGCAAUACAUCCAUAGGAGAGUUGGUCAUCAGGGACAAAAUCACAUGGUAGCUGAAUUACGACAGAAAUUCUGGGUGGUAGGAGCUGGAGUUUUAGCACGAAACAUAGCAAGGAAAUGCAUCAUUUGCAGAAAGAACCAAGGAAAGGCUGGUCAUCAGAAAAUGGCAGAACUUCCAAGAAGUCGAGUUCAGAGUGACGAGCCGGCGUUCACCAGAGUUGGCAUGGACUAUUUUGGUCCUUUUGAAAUAAAGUGUGGAAGAAGCAUAAGGAAAAGAUAUGGCGUAAUCUUCACAUGCCUGUCCUGCAGAGGGGUGCACAUUGAAGUUGCAUCGAGUCUAGACACAAGCUCCUGUAUUGAGGCUAUUCGUCGCUUCAUCAGCCGCCGAGGACCUAUGAAAGAGAUGUUCUCGGAUAAUGGUACAAAUUUAGUAGGAGCUGAAAGGGAACUGAAGCAGGCAUUAAAGGAGCUGAAUCAAGACCAGCUGAUCAACUUUCAUGCAAACCAUGGCAUGAAAUGGCAUUUCAAUCCUCCUGCUGCUUCCCAUCAGGGGGGAGUAUGGGAACGCCAAAUUAGAACAGUCAGAAAGAUACUGUGUGCAGUCAUGAGAGAGCAGUAUCUAAAGUCCUACCAGAACGAGGAGCAGCUCCAUACAUUCAUGUGUGAAGUGGAGGCCGUCAUAAAUAGUAGGCCUCUUACCCGAUGUUCAGACAACCCAAAUGAUCUGGAUGUAAUCUCACCAAACAGCUUGCUGACUAUGAAGGGUUCAACGACGCUACCUCCAGGGAUCUUCGACGACAAGGACAUCUACGCAAAGAAGCGGUGGAAACAGAUGCAGUACUUAGCAGACCUAUUCUGGAAGAGGUGGGUGCGAGAGUACCUGCCUUCUCUACAACGCCGACAAAAGUGGCUGCAGCCAAGUCGUAACCUUCAGGUGGGGGACAUUGUACUCGUCAUAGACGAAACAGCGCACAGAUGUUCCUGGUCCAUGGCCCGAGUGCAAGAGGUUAUGCCAGACAACAAGGGGUUCGUCCGCAGAGCGAAAGUGAAAACUGCAACAACAUCGCUAGUAAGACCAGUAACCAAGUUGUGUAUUCUACUGGAGCAGGAAAUUUGAAUGGAGUUUGUCUCAAAUUUAUGAAAGGAUCUACAUGUAUAAUAUGUGAAAGUGCCUUUAAAUGGAUGUGCUUUGAAUCAUUAUUGGAGGAGGAUAUCAAGCAAAUGAAGCAAUUUGUGUUUGGAUCAAGCGAACAAGUGGAAUUCAGAGCGCCAGUGAAAUUUUGUGUUUGUGUUAAAGUGAGAAGUAAAAUAUUAAUAGCCCUUUGGCUAAUAAGUGGUAAUCAUUUGUGAUAAUGAGCCAAUACAGGAUCAAAACAUGUUUAAUCGCGAAUUUGCAUUGGAUCAACACAUCUUUAAUCGCGAAUUUGCAUUGGAUCAACACAUCUUUAAUCGCGAAUUUGCAUUGGAUCAACACAUGUCAAGUCGCGAAUUUACACAGGAUGAUUUUGUCAACACGCGAAUUGCAAGAGAGCAAAGUUUUACGCGAUUUCAAGAGAGGACGCUUCCAUGAAAGGAUGUCAAUUUAAGACAUUUAAUUAUGAUAAGUCAGCACCGAAUAUUGUUUAGUCUUUGCAAGAACGAUAAAGGAUAUGAACAUGAACUGGAACGAACUAGUGAACUUUCAAACUGUUUAAGUUGAACUCUGUGAAAUGCUAUUCAUGACUGAAAUGUUUGUUUUGAAAUUUGAUGUUUUAUACUCAUACAUGUGCAUGUAAGUUUGUUGAGUUUCAAUAUUUCUUUGUGUUGUCACAAUUGGGAUGUUUAAAUUGAGGAUGAUUGAACAUACAUGUACACAAAUAAUUAAAAGAGAAUAUUUUGUUAAAAAUUUGUUCAAGGUAAUGAUUGAAUUAGCCUCAGAGUUAAAAUCAGAUACAUUUUGUUAAUAUAAAACAUACCAGAAAGAGAGAACUCAAAUAGGGUUAAAGGGAGAAAGUGUUUUGAAAACAGUGUAUUUGUUGACAUAGAAAGUUAGAAAUUUCAUUUUAUUAGAUGUUCAGAACAUUAACAUGAAUGAAAAGAUUUAAAUAUAUGUGUCUGCACUCUGCAGUGUAGAGCAUUAUAAGGAAGUUCAGAUUGUGUUAUAUUUAAAUUGAGGAUUAACAUGUUUAAGUGUAGUAAGGAAUGUUAUUUAGUUUUAUGUGCAAAUGGCAAGGAUAUUUGCAUGUGCUUAGUAGUCAAUCCACAAUGUGACUUCAGUCAUGCAGGUAAACUUCGGACAGAUUGAUAUAUGCAAAUAGAAAGAACAAGGUUAAUGUUCAAGCAGAAGUGUAAGUAUUACAUGUAUGAAGAUGGUAUUAUGCACAAUGCUAAAUAUUUCCUUUUUUCUAUUGUUUGAAAGUACAUGUGCAUCUACGUUAUUUCGAUGUUCCUUUUAUGUUGAUGUACAUGUACAUCAGUUCAGUUCAAUUGAAGGUGUUCAGAAAUUGUUUUAUGUUCAAGUAAAAACAAAAGGAAAAAUGUUAAAGGUAGUAAAUAUAGCCACUAAUUAUUCUUGUUUUAGAAGAACAAUUCUUGUGUUUGGAUUUCAUAUUACUGGUUUAUUUCCAGAGUUAUAUUUUGAAAGGCAAUUAUAACAAAAAUGGUGUUUUUGAUAAUUUAAUUACCAUAGGUAUUACAUUUUGACAAAAGUUUGACAAAAGUUUGACAGCUAUGAGUAAACAUUGAAAAUAUUUUGAUUUAAAGUUAUCAUUGAUUCAUGAUUAUUUUGUAUUGGAUGCUUUUGUUGAGUUGAUACAGGAAUGUUUAUAGUAAUCCAGGGAUAAAGCUCGAUUUUGCAGAAUUUAGUGUAUUCUGUGCAUUUAGAUAGUAAAAAUUGGCAGAGUAUAGAGAGAUAAGUGUUACAUCUCAUUGUGAUUAUGAUUUGUUUUGGAAACAGUUAGGUAUUAUAUAAAUAGAAAGUGUUUGAAUUUAAUUUUACCUAGGUUAUGAGACAAUAUGUAGAAAAUGGUUGUAAACAUUUGAUAAUACAUGUAGAUAACAGUUGGUAUUUUGUUAAUUUACAUCAGUGGUGGACAAUUAAGUUUUGGUUAAAUAGAUGUUAAUCGUUGCAUCCUCUAGCUGCAACUGGGGGGAGGAAUGUAAGGAUCAAGAUAUAAGAAGCCAAAUUUAGUUUUUGUUUUGAGGAUACCGUAGUUGACUGGAAUUGUUGUACAAACGUAGCUAGGCUUGUCACAUGGAAACUACAGAUAUGAUAUGAUGUGGGCACGGAUUCAAGGAAGGAAAACUUUGUUUUACCUACUAAACUACUACUAUUAUUGCUACUUUGUACAUUCCGGUGUAUGGAAUUGAUGGGAGUUCAGUUGAGUGUUAAUAAACAAAGAACCAUGAAAUUA